Molecule: messenger RNA, 1783 nt
Organism: Spathaspora passalidarum NRRL Y-27907
Lineage: Eukaryota; Fungi; Ascomycota; Pichiomycetes; Serinales; Debaryomycetaceae
Exons: 1
Coding region: 200-1486 (428 amino acids)
Biological process (GO): cellular response to L-arginine; regulation of intracellular signal transduction
Cellular component (GO): cytosol
Source: RefSeq, a predicted model, not a curated record
AUCCUUAUAAAAAGAGUCAUAUUCCUUGAAAAGUUUUUAGGAAGUUACCACUUGUUAUUCUUAAGUUACUAGAUAUCCACUUGUCUUACAAAAAGUACUUCCAUAAUUUUCUACUAUUUGCCAAAAUUAAAAAUACUGCAACCAUAUUAUAUCAAAUCAAAUCGAAUCAUUACUAAACCCCGAUCAAAGACCCUUAAUAAUGAGCACCCAAGUCCAUCUAAACCCGACUAAACUUUCUAUACUAUCUCUACCCCGAGACAAGUAUUGGAUAUUCGCAUGCUCCAUAUUGCAACUUCUAUAUCACGAAUCCAACAAGUCUGGUAGUGGAUACAGUUCAGAUGGUGAUGACGAGGAUGAGUUUUCUGAUGACGAGGAUGACUCAGACAUUAAGGAUAACGGAUUUGAAGAGUUGAAGAAUGGAUUCAGUGGUGCAAUAAGCAGUAAACGAAACUCUUAUGAUUCUAUUGGGGAGGAGCUUAACCGAUUAUCUGUGGAUAAUUCAAGUAAAGUAAAAUCACCAGAUUCGGCCACUGAUCUCACACACUAUGAAGAUGAAUCAGAGCAUACAGAGGAACAGCAAGAAGAUGAGGAAGAGGAAGGUAACUUUUUCUUCCAUAUUGCAUUAACCCCUGAUGAAUGUACCAUUGUAUGCUCUAGCAAACUCAUGGAAGCAUACUUUUCCAACCCUAUUGAAAUUUGUGCCAGUUUGAACUAUUCAGUACACCUCCUACCUGAUUCAUUUUUGAGUUUACAAGUUGACAGUGAUGGAAGUUUUGAUCGAAGUUUAAGAAUACUCGAGCUAACCAAACCAUUAUCGGAAAAUGGGAUCUCAUUAUUUUUCCUUUCCAGCCAUUUCAAUGAUAUUGUUCUUGUUCCCUAUGAUCAAAAGGAAAAAGUUGUGUCAAUUCUUACUAAACAAAAUUUUGAGUUUAAUGACAUCUCCAAUAGUUAUAUAGGAAGCAACGACACAGAACUGGAAUCUACAGUUCACCCUGAAGGAUCAAAACUAUUGGAAAUAUCCACUUUCAAAUUAUUUGAACAAGCCAGCAUCAAACCUAUUAUCAACGACAACAUCAAGCUUUUGCUAACUGGAGCAAGAGCAGGAGAAGUCAGCAAUUCAAUCUUGAAAACAGCAAAAAUCUUGUCCAUCCCAACCACCAUCCCAGACUAUUUUGCCAUAACCAGAACUUCAAUCAAUGAAGUCUCACUCAUCCUCCCAAAAUCAUCCAAAAGAAGAAUCAAGAUGGGAUUCGACUCAAAGUUUAUUAUCGGAUCAACUCAAGACGUGAUCAUUCCAAUAACAAUCGACUUUUCUAAAUUACCUUUGGAUUCACCGGGUAUUGUUGCAGGAGUAGCCAGUAAGCUAAUCAAUGGAAUGAGAAGUUUGGACAAUGAUUGUGAAUUAAACUAUUUCUCCAUGGCUAAAUCGGGGGUCAUUAUGAUCCCAAGGGAGAAUGUGGAGAUGAUUGCUACGAUACUCGAGUAAGCAUAAAAGUUAUUUAUUUAUAUACAUCGCACAUAUAGAAAAAAAAUAGAAUAUAUAUAUAUAUGGGAAUUAACAUUAAGUUCAUAUGAUUUAUUGAAGCUGCGCAUUACGUUCAUUCUUUGUUUAAUUGGCUGCUGCGACUUUGAAAUCUUCACGGAAAACGGCUUCCUUUCUAGGUUCGAGCACCUGAGCUGGUGAUCCUCUAAAGUACUUGAGUAGGACAGCAAGGAUGAACAAUCCAACUAUGAAUCUAAACAAGGUUUUAAAGAAGCAAGGCAUGGUUUACUUUUGGUUGUA